Cloeon dipterum is the source of this 422-nucleotide messenger RNA. It is a transcript of the gene Ccdc56, whose product is annotated as Coiled-coil domain containing 56. The record is from RefSeq and is a predicted model, not a curated record. Gene Ontology annotation, cellular component: mitochondrial inner membrane. The coding region runs from base 159 to 422 and encodes 87 amino acids. Gene Ontology annotation, biological process: mitochondrial respiratory chain complex IV assembly. NCBI's taxonomy places the organism in Eukaryota, Metazoa, Arthropoda, Insecta, Ephemeroptera, Baetidae. The transcript has 2 exons.
AUUGGUCAAGUUGGAAUCAUGCUGACCAAUCACGUCUAAGUCUUACAGCUUACAGACAGAACUCAUCACAGUCGAGAAAAUUUCAUAAGAUGCUGGUUCUUCUGUAAAUUUUGGCUGAUUCCGGCAUUUCCCAGUAUUUUUGAAAGAAAACUCACAUUAUGGGCUCUAAUGAUGUCAUGCCAAAAGUAGACUUCAGCAAGGACAAGCCAAGUGAUUCGCAGCUGCAGUUCAUUAAACUAUUUGAGCAACAGAACCGUGAGCGAGCGGAAAAACUGCGCAGACUUCGCGUGAGGAACCUCUGGACUGCCGGAAUCCUCGGCGGCGCUGUUUUCGGCAUUUACGCGUACUCGAUGAUCGCUGUCCAGCAAGAGCGCUUCCUGGACGACUUCAACGAGCCCGCCCGUCAGAAUUCAGCACAAUAA